AUGGAGUUGAGAAAAAAGUUUUUUUUUUGGAAUCAGAAGCGAAAACAAGCGCACUAUGCUUCCUGUAAUCAAUGGUGAUGUUAAUUGUGAUACUUUAAAGAGAAAUCUGAAUCCUUUGUACAGGUUUUAGAUCAAAGUUGAGGACAAAGUAGCACUCUAGACGACGAAAAUGAAGAAGUCCAAAUCCCCUCUCACUGUGUUCUCCCCCAAGCUGUCGUCUGGACUGCCUACAAAAUCCGGGGGGAGAGGUAAAGCUCUACAGGCCAGGUCUGCUGAGGAUAUCCCCAAAGUGGUUUCCAGGUCGUCAGGCGGAAAAGAUGCUGUGGCAGGGUCGAAAUCUCGCGGCAGCUCACCUGCUGCCACAGGUCCAGCCCAAACUGGUAUACGAUACAUCACAGAGGGCCUCAUCAAAAAAAUAGCAAAAGAAGACAAUCUCGAAAUGAUUACCUCCCUUAAUCUGAUGCUCUCCAAGGAAGGCGGAAAGAAAAUUAGAUACAUAGAAAACUUGCAGCACCUAAAGAGACUGCAGACGCUUAACCUCAGCUGUAACGUCAUAGAAAAGAUCGAGAAACUAGAAAGACUGACAAAACUGCAAGAGUUAAACCUGUCUUUCAACUGCAUUAGUCGGCUGGAAGGUUUGGAAAGCCUUGUGAAUUUGCAGACGUUGAAUGUCAGCGGGAACCAGAUUGAACACGUACCUGUUUGGCUGAGUAAGAAGCUCCGAGCGCUGCGAGUGUUUCGCAUCGCCAAGAACAGAAUUACCUCACUAAAUGAGUUCUCAAAGCUGAAGACUCUCCCUGACUUAGUGCAGCUGUCCGUAUCAGAAAACCCUGCGGCUGAUCUGCCUCAUGCUCGUCUCUUCCUCAUUUUUCACCUGCGGUCACUAGAGAACUUGGAUGGACAGAGUAUUCUGACAGAGGAGAGGCAGGACGCACAGAGCAGAUUUGAACAAGAUGAAGUUGAACAGCUGGAGCGUCAGUUGGAGGAAGGAGAGUCUCGCUACAGGAAGUUAGAAGAAGACCAUAAUAAAUCCGUCCACGAGCUCCAACAAAGGGAGGCCACUGAGCAAGAGCGAAAGAAGAAAGAGCUUCAGAGUCAGGAUAAGAUGCAGGAGUUACAGCGAGAGCUUGACACCAAAAAUGACUUGCUGAAGAGGAAAACAGCGGAGCUGACAAAAGCCUGUGAGAAACAUUAUCAACUGGAACAGGAGCUGGCCUUUUAUAAAAUCGACUCGAAAUUUGAGACACUGAGUCACAGGCCACAGACAACAGACCUGGACGACAGUGGUAACCUGGAUGAGAGCCCUUAUAUCGGUCGGGCUCGUUACAAAGCCAACAAGUUUGCGCAGGAGCAGGUAAUCACGGCCACGCCUCAGCAGGCACAGCUUCACCAGAGUCAGUCAGCGGGUAUAUCCACAUUAGGAAUCCACCCUGAUGUACGGGAACAGAUGAACGAGACUUUAGACAGAGAAAUCGCGGGUAAACAACAGGCCAUUGAGAGAGCUCAAGGCCGCCUGGAACGUCUCCAGGAGGAGCUGACACGCACAGAGAAACAGGUGCUCUCUGCUGCCCAGGAGCUGAAGAGAGUCAGUGAACUGACCCCCUACGCUGAACACAUGGAACAGCACAAACAGCAACUCAGACAAGUUCUCGCCAAGAAAAUGCAGCAUGUAAACCAGCUGCGUGAUGCUGCUGCCCAGGUAGAGGAUGACAUGGACCGUGUCCAGUCAGACGCCCAGCAGACCCGUGGUGACAUCGCGGACCUCCGCAAUAGACUUAGUGGCAUGGAUCCCAAUGACCCGAACUAUAGAAAAACUUACGCUGAAAUGGUUGACAAAGAGCAACAGAUCAGUGAAACUUCACAAAUGUUUGGGGAUUUACAACAACAACUGGAAGACAUGCUGGACACUAUCGCCACUGAAACCAAUGAAAUCAGGAAAAUGGAACAAAAAGUUAAUGAAGAUCAGAUCUCCCAGAAUGACGAUCUGCGAGAGGAACUAGGCAGCAUCGUGGGGGGUCUGCAGACAUACCUUCAGUCUAUGAAAGCCCAGAGUGAACAACAACAACGGGACUUGAGAGAUCUGCUGGCAGAGAAAGAGGCUCUGGAGGGUAAAAUACGCAUGCUGGAGACAGACCUUAGUUUGAUGGACACAGAAGGCACAGAAUAUAUGGAGUUGAAAGCAAGACUUGUGGAGUUGGAGGAGUCUCUGCAGGAGCAGAAGGAGCAGAAUGAUCUCCUACAGGAGCAAGUUCAUCUCUCCCAGACGCAAGAGCCCGAGAUACAGGACCGCAUCGAGCUGGCUGAGACAGAGAUCAAAGGGUUGAGGAAAGCACUCAAAGAUACGCAGAAAAAGGCGGAGCUGGACCGCCUGACCCUAGAGAAGGAGCUAGAUGAGGAGAGAGAGCGGCUGAAACAAGCGAGUAGAGAAUCGCAAGGAGCACAGAGUAAGGACGGCGUAGUGAAGCAUCUGACCCAACAGCUAGAGGCUGUCAAGGCUCUAAACCACAGUCUGCAGGAAGAGAUGGAGGAUCAACGUCAGCAGUUACAACAACUGAAUGAGACAAUUCCGCCCGAGGACCUUCGUCGCAGGCUUGAGCACCUCGCAAACGUUCUCACCAGGGGAAGAUCACCCAUACAGCCUGAGAAUCGCAAGGAUUUUGUCGGGCAGACUUUCAAACAUAUUCAGAACUUUCUGCAGGACAAGUUGAAUUCUAGCAUGAAAGACACAGAGCGACUUCAAAAUGACAAUGCACGAUUGGAUGCUGAGGUUGAGGCUAUGAGGUCAAAGGUGAAUGAUCUUCGAAAUCAGGCGUCAAAUUCUAUGAACUCUGAGCUCCGCGGUCAACGGGAGAGCUAUUUGGCUAAAUUGGAAGCUGCGCGAAAGAAAGACGCUGAUCAAAUCAAAAAGUUGGAAGAAGAGUUGACGAAGCUCAGCAAGGCCCUGAAAGAUGUCCAUGCGAAACAAAAGCAAGGGUCGAUGGGAACACAGGCAGGUACAGGCGCACGGACGCAAAUGGUGCAUGAUCCUGAUACGGCUACGGAGACAGAAGGCGAUUCCCUUAACACUGAAGAACGGGACCUCUUGGAUGAACUACAGCGCGAACUAAUGGAGUUGCGCAACAGCAUGCGAAACAAAGAGCUGGAACAAGCAAAAAAAUUAGCAGAUGCCGAAGUCGAGGCUCUUGCCCGAGACAAUGAGAUUCAGCAGAGACAAGCAGCAUUUCAGCAGGAUGUAGAUCGUCAGCGCCGUGAGCUUGAUCUUGAACGCCAGCGUCAGGAAGCUCGUGCGCGCGUACUGGAGGAUGAUCUGGCUAAGGCGCGCUCAGAUGCCAAUGCUCUUCAGAGGAUGCUGGAGGAAAAGACGUACAAUCUGAACAACGGUCAGAAUCCAGACAUAUCCAAUCAAAUGAUAGCUGCACAAGAAGAAGAGAUAGCUCAUCUGUACGACAUUUUAGAGCGACAGAGAGGAGAGAUUGACCGGCUCAAUGGGUCCUUACAUCAUGUGACAGGAGAAGGCCCGGACAGAUACGGGCCUGGGUAUGAAGAAGAAAUGUCUCGUCUUAGAGGGGAAGUGAAUCGACUUAAAGAGACACUGGCCAUGCAGUCACAGUACAUCCAAUCCAUGUCCCCCACUGCCCAUCAGUCAAGUGCCACACCACACCCACGUGGAGUUGCCACGGGGACUCAGUCCCAGAUAUACCCGCCAACACAGUCAGUGCCUGGUUUCAGGCAGCCUAUCCCACAGCCCCCCUAUCAGUUUCAGCAGUCUGUCUCUCGCCCCCACCCUAGGGCCCAGCACACUGGAGCAGUCCACCACCACGACCAUCCGCAUGCCCACAUCCAACCCCACCACCAUCACCCACAGGCAGCACAACAUGGAGGUCACAGGUCAAGGUCAGGUCAGCCACACCCACACAUGGUAGGAGGCGGAGACAUGACAGAUGGGGCCUUCCCACAUCAUGGAUCAGACACACAUGGGUAUCACCCCUCGACUGGACCAGGCAAAGUUCCGGACACCACCUCCAGAAUCACGGAUCAGCACUGGGCAGAUCAUCCCCAGCCUGGACCCACUGGCCACCAGGGGGCGCCACGUCAGGUUGACCAGCCGACCCCUCUUCACUCUACCCCGACCAGACCAGGAGAAGCAGGUGACCAGCUUGACAGUCAGACCGAUCAGUUUGUUGACCACCGUGAGAGCAGGACCGGUUUGGGCCGCUAUGGGGGCACUGCACGGGGGCCAACAACCUACACUGACAGGCGGGAAAAGAAGGCUGGCUCCCCACCACGAGCCAAGAUGACCCCCGGCCACCCAGAUGUUGAUCCCCAAACCCCCUAUGGGGCCCCAUCCCAGCCUGCCAGGUCGCAUGAUGUCCCAUACAGGCCACCAGGUAUGGGUGCGGCCAAUAUCAGAGAUGCACAGGAAGUUGUUCCCUUGGCCCCUGCAACCCUGCACCCCCCAGGGGUUGGUGAUGGGACGGUGCACUGUGCCACGGAGAUGGGAGAGCCUUACUGCAUGUUUGAUCCUGCUGACAUUCACCUUAACCUCAAUGAUGACUUGAUGGAUUCUUCUGUGAAAUACAACAAUUUACUUUCUCUGUUUAUGAUAAUGGAUGAUAAUCUGCUCAUGGUGUACGUCACAUUGUGGUGUGUUUUAGGAACUGGUAGAGCUUUCCCCACAGGUUGGCUACCCUAUCCCCCAGGGGCUACAGGCGAUCACCUCCAGCCCACCCCAGAGAUCUCCCCAAUAAGGCCAGUCCCCGUGCACCGGGCUGGCCCAGGCCAGCGUGAGCCACAUAGUGGUCGCGCCACAGCAGUGAUGCCUACUUCAACAGUGCCUCAGCAUACCAUGCCAGCGCCUCGGGAUUUGAUGCCGCCACCCCCUGUCCCGCCUCAACAUCAUCGUGACACGCAUUCCAUGCCGCUUCCUCACCAGUAUGCCGACUCCACAGACAGACACCAGAUAGCUGCACCCACUUUCAUGACCCAAGCUCCGACCAUACCAGCAGAUCCAAUCCCUAAGGUUGCCCCCUCUGGGGCGUCAGGCACCCCAGUGAUGUACCCACCUGUCUCAGCUGUGCCUGGUCAGCCCAUGUUCAUUCCUGUGACACCUGUGUAUGCCCCUGGUAACUUGAAUGACGCUGUCACUCAAACUGAUGCUCCACCCCCUGUCAGUCAGCAACCUACUAUUUUGAUGCCGAUCAGCCCAAUACGAGCAGCCAGUAGUAAAAUGGAGAGGGUCCCAAGGAGGGGUAUACUGAAGAAGCCAGAGGAGGAAGGAGAGGGCAGUGAAGACUCUUACCUGUAUUGUAAUGUGCCUGACCAUCAUGAGAUGGAGGACUACAUUGCAUCUUUACAGAAGAAAAUAAAAGAAUUACAAGUCUUGCUGAAAAAAGACAGGUUGCGAAGAGGAUCUCUGUCAGAAGAUGAAGAGAAGAGGCUCAUCAGGAGACUUAUCGCUGAACUCGAGGAACGCCGUAGUGACCUUGAAGGGUUAGACCUGGCUAUAGAGCGACAGAAGAAGGACAUGAGGAGGAUGAAGAAGGAUGAGCGGAGCCUGUUGCUGGACAAGAGUGCUGCACAGGAAGAACUGGCCAUUCUGAAAUCCAGAAACAGCAAGCUCCACAAGAGGAGGAAAUUCAUGGAACAGUUUGACUCUGACACUGACGAUGACUUUGACUACAGAGAAGCAAAACAGAAACAGAAAUAUCUGCAGAAUGAGAUAGAGUGCUUGGAGAAAACCCUGGUGAAGAGAAAAGGGGAGUUGAGGGACUCGGAUCGUAUGCUCAAACAGUGUACGGAAAACCUGAAAGAUGCUCGCAAUCAGGCACGUGACACUGUGCGUCGCUACGACCAGGCUUCUAUCGGUCUCCAGAGCACAGUGCGUGAUGCAGUCGAGAUGGAGAAGCGCGCAAAUGACGCCGGGAAAGAGCUUCUGAAGGUCAGUGAUGAGUUGGCCACACUCAAGGCAGAGGUCAGGGAGCUCAGUCAGAAAAAGUCCACACAGGAACGGCUGCUCAAGGAGAUAACACAGAUUAUUGCAAAGAAAGACAAAGAAUUCAGAGAAGUGGAUUCCAGGGCUAAACAAUCUACAAUCAAUUGUCAGAGGAUUCAGGCUGAGUUGACAGCAGCACAGCACCGGGAGAGGGAGACGUUGGGGACACUGAAAGAGAGCGAAGACGUGUUAGCCAAGAGGAGACAGGAGCUGAACAGGCUGAGAGAACAGAUUGAGGCUCAGAGAGGGGAACUAGAGAAAGUGGACCAGCAUAUGGGGAGAAGGAAGACAGAGAUGCGGAUGUUGGAGGAGGCACUGGAGAGAAAACAGUCCGAACUGAGUUCACUGCUGAGAGAUGCAGAGACAGAGGUGUCCAGCAAACAGAGAGAGCUCAAGGAACACUGGGAACAAGCGAAGACUCUGGAGAGUCAAAACACAGACUUGACAUCUUCUGUAAAAGUUAAACGUGCAGAGCUUCACCAGCUGAGAUCUGAUAUUGACCAGGAAAAUGAGGUUUUGGAGAGAAUCGUUAGCGCCGUCAGUAAGCAGAAAGCCGAACUGAAGCACACGUACGAGAUGCAGAAACUAGAGCAGACCGAGUUAGAGAGUGUGAAGUCCCAGCACGGCCAAAAACUGAUGGAGCUUGAGAAAACUCAGCUGGCGCUUUUAGACGAACGUGCAGAGCUUGAACGCCUUACCUCAGAGACCAACAGGAAAACAGGAGAGCUGGAGAGGCUACGCCAGAGCUUAGACCGGGAGCGCCAAGAUUUGGAGCGCGUUUCCAUGGAGAAGCGAGGACUCGAGGAGCGAAUCACAACAAUGAGCCGGGACAGGGAAAUCCUGGAGGAGAAUGCCAAGAGUGUGGACAACAAAGUCAACACCAUGAAGAGGACGUGUAAGGGCCUCGAGGAGAAGAUUGAGCAUGGAACACGACGUAUUGACAAACUGGACCAAGACAGGACGCAGAGAGAGGCAGAAGUGGAACAGUUGAAUAUGGAGCGCUCACUGCUACAGAAGGAGAUCUCCUCACUCAAACUCAUACUAGAUACAGGUCGAGAAGAGCUGAAGGAGUUAAAAGAUCAGGUUCACGAUGCAGAGGAUCAGGCGAAGAAUCUGGAACAGGACAUAAGGGAGACCCACCAUCGCCGCGAUUCCUUGCGACAGGAAAUUGACAGGCUAAAUGAGGCUGUGCGACAAAGUCGGAUGACCCAUGACCUCUGUGUGGAACAGGAGCUGCAGAAACAGAACGACCUUCAAAUCGUCAUGUCUGACCUUGAGGUUCAGCAGGCAGAGUAUGAAGAAGUCAGAGCUCUUGUCAGUAGUACUAACACUGAACUGAAUCGAAUACGAGCGGAGCUAGCGAGCACAGAAGCUGAAGAAACGCGUGUCAAGAGUAGUAUAAACCAGCUGAAGAAAGAAGCUGAGUCACGUGCGAUGAAUGGUGAAAAGUUCACAGAGUUGGAGAAACAAAUCAGAGAUCUUCGUCUAGAGUUAGAGGAAAGAACCAGAGAGAAGAAUGAGCUAGCUUAUGCUUUGACGCGAUCUUAUGAGGAAGUACAAAAGAUGAGGUCCGAGUCUAAUCAGGAACGUGAAAACAUGAUCAAAGAACGGCUUCAACUGGAGGGAGUGAUCCGGGAUCUGAAACGCCAGCUAGGUCACGCCGAAGAGGAACUUGUUCGGCAGCAAAAACGAGCAGAAAAUCAGGUGUUAGAACUGGAAAGCUUGGCGCAGGAACACUUCCGACGAGCUAACCAGUUGAACAAAGAGAAGGAUGAUGUAAAGGGAGGUCACUCUGAUCUGAAACGACAGAUGCCCAAACCUCCAUCAGACAAAGAGAACGACCCGCUGGGUGACAUCUCUGGGCAAGUCCAUGAGGAGUGGAAGAGAGAAGCUUUGAAAGAGAGACUGGUCCAGGAACAGGAUUAUCUAAGGCAACAACUCCGCCAGCAGAUGUCACGUCACUCAGAAGCCAUGGAGAAUGUUAGACUUCAAUCCGAGGGCACGCUUGACAACUUACGACGCAAACUCAACAAUUUACAAGACGUUCUCAUUAGCAGUGGCCAGUCAGCUCAAAUUGGUCAACAACCAAGGUCAAGGUCACCCGAGAGACAAGGUCAGAGGACAAGGUCUCCGGUCAGGAGUUAUUCUUCUCAGAGGCCAAGGUCAAGAUCCAGAGAUCGUCUGAAUAGUCCAGUGUAUCCUGAGAGAGAUGUUCCUGUGAGUUAGAUUUCUUACAAACCCGUGGUGCAGCAACAACUCAAGGAAACUGAAAAUGAGUGGUGCAACCGACAGUCCCCCAGGGGGCGCUCCAUAUCAUCAUGCAUUCUGUUCCUGAGAGAUAUGACAGAAAAGUACCCAAGAGUCAGCUGUGAGGCUCCUGGAAUUUUGAAAGAGGAAAGACAUUCCAUUUGCUGUUGAUUUGAUAGACAGUCAUCCACAUUCCAUCUUUCCUCUCAGGAUGUUUCCGGGCAGUGUAUGCCGGGAGUCAUGGAACAACUAGGGUAAUAAAAGUUGUGUAGCUCUGUUAGAGGUGAAUACAAGUCUUCAUGCAGUUUGGCUGUGUUCUGUGAGAAGGGAA
This is a messenger RNA of Liolophura sinensis, 8570 nucleotides long. Its product is annotated as centriolin-like. The transcript is spliced from 44 exons. Bases 170 to 8218 code for a protein of 2682 amino acids. Lineage: Eukaryota; Metazoa; Mollusca; Polyplacophora; Chitonida; Chitonidae. The record is from RefSeq and is a predicted model, not a curated record. Gene Ontology annotation, molecular function: protein binding.